GUUGCGUUGGGCAGCAAUGGCAAGUAUCUGGUCGGGAGUUUCUGCUCGGGCUACGACGCCCCGUGGUUGGCGCUGGAGUCCUUGAGGAUCGCGCCGCAGUUCGAGAACGCAUUCGCAUGUGAUGUUGACGGAUUAUGCCGCCUGGUUCUCGAGAAGAACCACCGUGGCCUUCGCCGCGGCAACGUCUUCGGCGACAUCAAGGGCAUCAACAUGCAGCAGCUCGCUAAGGCCAUCACCGCUGAUGACCAGCUCUUCUUGUUGACGGCAGGUUUCCCGUGCCAGCCCUUCUCGAUGGAAGGCUAUGGUUUUGGUGCAGACGAUCAUCGCUCCAUUGCCGAGUACGUGGUGGCUGGGAUCAAGGCGCUGUUGCCCAAAGGGUUUUUGUUAGAGAACGUCGAAGGGCUGCUCACCAGCCACGCGCACACAUUCCACAAGAUCUUGUCCGCCCUCCAGGAGAUCAAGGGCAAAGGGUCCAAGGGCUACAACUUGUACUACAAGGUUCUAGACUCCCAGACUACAUCUGGCCUCCCCCACUCCCGGCGCCGGCUUUUCAUAGUCGGCAUAUGGAAAUCGCUGGAGGAGCAAUUCGGCUGCUUCACGUGGCCCGCCGACGCCCUCGCCGUGGAUCCCCUGGACAAGUACCUCGAUGCCGACAACAAAGGCACCGCCCUCCCGGAAUCCAGGACCGCCCUCGCCAACUACACGAAGUGCCUGGAGAAGAUCGGCGGCCCGAACGCAGCGAGCAAGUUGAAGAGAGGAAACUACGUUGGCGACCUCAUGAUGGGCCUCACUCGGAGGGUGAACCUGAUGAAGAACGCGUGCCCAUGCCUAACCCGCCAACACGCAGGAGGGAAUUCUUACUGGUUGUUUUCCCGCAGUAGGUAUCUCAAUUUGAACGAGAUGAUGAAGCUCCAGGGCAUCGAGCGGGGCACAGCGCGCCUCGUCAGGCCGGAGCGCGUGUCAGAUCGCCAGAUGAGAAUGAUGGUCGGAAAUUCGAUGGACGUGAAGGCGACGGCGCGGAUCUUGACUCAGAUGUUCAAGGCGAUGGGUUUCUUCGCUGCGACGUUGAGGAACCCCGUUAAUUGA
This is a messenger RNA of Prorocentrum cordatum, 1086 nucleotides long. Lineage: Eukaryota; Dinophyceae; Prorocentrales; Prorocentraceae. The record is from the annotation of a GenBank genome assembly.